GAACCCGCCCGAGGCCGACGAAGACGACGAUCGAUCGACCGACGGUCAAUUGGAACUGAGCCGAAGCGCCCGCCAACCCUCCGGAAUCGCCAACCCCGACGAAAAAUGGCGAGCAAGCUGUCCCCCCUCUUCCGGACCGCCGUGCGGUCGGCGUGCCGGCGCGCAUCACAGCCCCAGAUCCGGGCCAUAUCGACGACGGCGGCAAGGCGAAGCGACACCCUUAUGGUGCACCGCGACACGGCAGACAACAACCCCGACAUACCCUUCAAGUUCAGCGCGCAGAACGAAAAGGUCAUCGCGCAGGUGCUCAAGCGCUACCCGCCGCAGUACAAGAAGGCGGCCGUGAUGCCGCUGCUCGACAUCGGGCAGCGCCAGCACGGCUUCACGAGCAUCAGCGUCAUGAACGAGGUGGCGCGCCUGCUCGAGAUGCCGCCCAUGCGCGUCUACGAGGUGGCGUCCUUUUACACCAUGUACAACCGCACCCCGGUCGGCAAGUUUUUUGUGCAGGCCUGCACCACGACACCAUGCCAACUCGGCGGCUGCGGCUCCGACGUCAUCGUCAAGGCCAUCCGCGAGCACCUCGGAAUCGAGCAGGGCCAGACGACAAAGGACGGGCUCUUCACCUUCAUCGAGGUCGAGUGCCUCGGCGCCUGCGUCAACGCGCCCAUGAUCCAGAUCAACGACGACUACUACGAGGACCUGACCCCGGAGUCGGUCAAGUCGCUCCUCACGGCCCUCAAGGAGUCGGCCGCCCCAGGCGCCGGCAAGAAGGCCAGUGUGCCCAAGCCCGGCCCCCUGUCGGGCCGCGACACGUGCGAGAACAGCGCCGGCCUCACCAACCUGACGAGCCAGCCGUGGGGCAUCGAGACGACGAGGAAAGACCUGUAGAGGAGGGUUUUGUUUUGGGGUGGGGUUUGAGGUGGUUUGGAGGGACGUCAAAAGGUCAUGGCUGGGUGGCAGGCGCUAAAGCCGUGCCCGUAACAUGCCUCAGAGGGGUUCUGAUAGCCCGUCAGGGAAAAGAGAUCGUUAUUCUCUGUACAUACAUGUCGUAUUGUGGAAAGCAAUGCAUGAGGGUGGAUAAACACAGGCCUGCCAGUCCAGCUGGUGACUAUAUGGCGGUUCUGAUGUCAUACAAAUGGGCUUUGGUACCCAGACGUGGGAAGAACAUGUCAUCCUCAAAGAAAAAAAACGUGACAACCCCUGAAAACCUAUGUAAGCCAUAGCGAGUCAUGGUCCUGAUUCUUCAACGAUCUCGGCUGUAAGCUCUUCCUUUCAGAUCUUGGGUGCAAGCGCAGAUCUACCCCUACUGA
Molecule: messenger RNA, 1310 nt
Organism: Gaeumannomyces tritici R3-111a-1
Lineage: Eukaryota; Fungi; Ascomycota; Sordariomycetes; Magnaporthales; Magnaporthaceae
Product: NADH-ubiquinone oxidoreductase 24 kDa subunit
Exons: 3
Coding region: 106-888 (260 amino acids)
Molecular function (GO): NADH dehydrogenase activity
Source: RefSeq, a predicted model, not a curated record